Messenger RNA from Cyphellophora europaea CBS 101466, 1392 nucleotides. Its product is annotated as cystathionine beta-lyase. The transcript has 2 exons. Gene Ontology annotation, cellular component: cytoplasm. NCBI's taxonomy places the organism in Eukaryota, Fungi, Ascomycota, Eurotiomycetes, Chaetothyriales, Cyphellophoraceae. Gene Ontology annotation, biological process: transsulfuration; 'de novo' L-methionine biosynthetic process. Bases 1 to 1392 code for a protein of 463 amino acids. Gene Ontology annotation, molecular function: pyridoxal phosphate binding. The record is from RefSeq and is a predicted model, not a curated record.
AUGUCUAAUUCCAGCUCGUCCACACCGCCCCUCCCGAACCCAAAGGUCGGCGCAAUGGCCAAGGCCUUCUCAGAAGUCGACCUGGACGGCCAUGAUUUGCCUCCGUCGCCGGCGCCUUCGAGCCCUAGAAAUGGACGGCAGUACUCGAUCGCCACCCAGCUCGUGUACUCCGAGGGCAAUGACCAGUACAAUGCGAGCAGUAUGCCCAUCUACCAGUCUGCGACGUUCAAGCAGACAUCCGCAACCGGCGGCGCCUCCGACUACGACUACACCCGCAGCGGCAACCCUACUCGUACACACCUCGAGAAGCAUCUGGCUAAGAUCAUGAGAGCAAAGCGAGCCUUGGUUGUGUCCUCAGGAAUGGGAGCGUUGGACGUCAUUACCAGGACAUUGAAGCCCGGUGACGAAGUUGUCACGGGGGAUGAUCUAUACGGCGGCUCACACAGAUUGCUAAAAUAUCUGUCGACUCACGGUGGCAUUGUGGUACACCAUGUUGACACGACAACUCCCGAGAAACUGAAAGAAGUACUCUCUGCAAAGACAGCCAUGGUUCUGUUGGAAACGCCAACAAAUCCUCUCAUCAAAAUCGUCGACAUUCCUACUAUCGCGGACUUGGCACACGCCGCCAAUCCGAACUGUGUGGUGAGCGUCGAUAACACUAUGCUUUCGCCACUCUUGCAGAACCCCCUCGAGCUGGGAGCCGAUAUCGUCUACGAGUCUGGCACCAAGUAUUUGUCCGGUCACCAUGACCUCAUGGCAGGUGUGCUUGCCGUCAAGUCCGAAGAGUUGGCCGAGAGGUACUAUUUUGUCAUCAAUUCCACCGGUUGUGGUCUCGCGCCAUUCGAUUGCUGGCUCUUGAUGAGGGGCAUUAAAACGCUGAAAGUCCGUAUGGACGCUCAGCAGGCCAACGCCAUGAGGAUCGCCACGUUCCUCGAGUCUGUUGGAUUCAAGGUCCGUUACCCGGGGCUGAAAAGCCAUCCGCAAUACGACCUUCACAACUCCAUGGCCCGCGGAGCUGGCGCGGUCUUGUCAUUCGAAACAGGCGACAUCCACCUGUCAGAGCGCAUAGUCGAGUCCGCAAAACUAUGGGCCAUCAGCGUCAGCUUCGGCUGUGUGAACUCGCUCAUCAGCAUGCCCUGCCGCAUGAGCCACGCCUCAAUUGAUGCAAAAACUCGACAGGAGCGCGGUGUCCCCGAGGAUCUCAUUCGGCUUUGCGUCGGCAUCGAGGAUGGUGAGGAUCUGCUAGACGACCUACGCAGCGCCAUGGUCCAAGCUGGUGCCAUGGACCUGUCACUGGAAGGUCUCUACGCCAAAAACCCCACUAUCCUACAGAAAGACCCCAAGGAAGGCGAAAAAAUCGCCGCAGAAGCAGCUGCGGAAAACGAGCCUUGA